Molecule: messenger RNA, 3084 nt
Organism: Dioscorea cayenensis subsp. rotundata (Guinea yam)
Lineage: Eukaryota; Viridiplantae; Streptophyta; Magnoliopsida; Dioscoreales; Dioscoreaceae
Product: DNA mismatch repair protein MSH2
Exons: 13
Coding region: 92-2869 (925 amino acids)
Biological process (GO): mismatch repair; mitotic recombination
Cellular component (GO): nucleus; MutSalpha complex
Molecular function (GO): ATP binding; mismatched DNA binding; ATP-dependent DNA damage sensor activity
Source: RefSeq, a predicted model, not a curated record
CUUUGCGUCAAAUCAACAAACACUUCGCGGACGCGAAGCAUUCCCAAAUCCCUCCCCAAAACCCUAGUUUCGUUGCUCUUCGUUGGGCGAAAUGGAAGCAGAGGAGUCCAAGAGGCUGCCGGAGCUCAAAUUAGAUGCGAAGCAGGCUCAAGGGUUCAUUUCUUUCUUCAAAACCCUUCCUCGUGACUCGAGGGCUGUGCGGUUCUUUGAUCGUCGGGAUUAUUAUACUGCUCAUGGCGAGAAUGCGCUUUUCAUCUCGAAGACAUAUUACCAUACAACUACUGCUUUGCGACAACUGGGUAGUGGACCUGAUGCUCUUUCCAGUGUGAGUGUGAACAAGAAUAUGUUUGAAACUAUAGCCCGUGAUCUUUUGUUGGAGAGGACUGAUCAUACUUUGGAGGCCUAUGAGGGUAGUGGGUCAAAUUGGAGAUUGUGUAAAUCUGGCACUCCGGGUAACAUUGGUAGCUUUGAAGAUAUAUUAUUUGCCAAUAAUGAUAUGCAGGAUACCCCAGUCACCGUUGCACUGUUUCCUAUUUUCCGUGAAAAUCAGUGCACUGUGGGUAUGAGUUUUGUGGAUAUGACCAAAAGAAAGCUUGGCAUGGCGGAGUUCCUGGAUGAUAGCCAGUUCACAAAUGUAGAGUCGCUUUUGGUUGCUCUUGGUUGCAAGGAGUGUCUUUUACCCAUGGAAAGUGGAAAGGCAUCAGAAUUGAAAAAUCUUCAUGAGGCAUUGUCCAGAUGUGGUGUCCUUUUGACUGAAAGAAAGAAAUCUGAGUUCAAAUCCAGGGAUCUUGUGCAGGAUCUCAGCAGGAUCAUAAGAGGUUCAAUCGAACCUGUCCGUGAUCUCCUCUCGGAUUUUGAAUUUGCUUUAGGUGCCCUUGGAGCAUUAUUGUCAUAUGCUGAAUUGCUUGCUGAUGACAGUAACUAUGGAAAUUAUAGCAUUCAAAAGUACAAUCUAGAUAGCUACAUGAGAUUAGACUCUGCUGCAAUGAGGGCAUUGAAUGUUGUAGAGAAUAAGACUGACUUAAACAAGAACUUCAGCUUGUUUGGUUUGAUGAAUAGAACAUGCACUGCUGGGAUGGGUAAAAGAUUGCUUAAUAGGUGGCUGAAACAACCAUUGCUAGACGUUAACGAAAUCAAUUGUAGACUGGAUUUGGUUCAGGCGUUUGUGGAGGAUGCUGAGCUACGCCAAGGAUUAAGGCAGCAUCUGAAAAGGAUUUCUGACGUUGAGCGUCUGACACAUAAUCUGAGGAAAAAAACAGCCAAUUUACAGCCUGUCAUAAAACUUUAUCAGUCAUGCAUUAGAGUUCCAUACAUCAAAGGUGUACUUGAGCAGUAUGAGGGGCAAUUUUCUGAUCUGAUACAAAAGAAAUACCUGGCUCCAUUCGAAUAUUUGAUGGGUGAUGAUCAAUUGAACAAGUUCAUUGCUUUGGUUGAAGUAUCUGUUGAUCUUGAUCAACUUGAAAAUGGAGAGUACAUGAUAUCACCAGGGUAUGAUCCCAAUUUGGCUGAGCUGAAAAAUCAGCUGAGUGCAGUGGAGAAGCAGAUACAUAAUUUACACAAGCAAACAGCAAAUGAUCUUGACCUUUCUCUUGAUAAAGCUUUGAAGUUGGAAAAAGGUACACAAUUUGGUCAUGCCUUUAGGAUCACAAAGAAAGAGGAGCAGAAGGUCAGGAAAAAGCUCAAUGCUAAUUUUAUCAUCCUUGAAACGCGAAAAGAUGGAGUUAAAUUUACAAACUCUAAGCUGAAGAAGUUAGGGGAUCAAUAUCAAAAGUUGUUAAGUGAAUAUACAAGUUAUCAGAAAGGGCUUGUUGCUCGAGUGGUUGAUACUUCAGCUACAUUCUCUGAGUUGUUUGAGACAUUAGCUGGGAUCCUGUCCGAGCUUGAUGUGUUGCUAAGCUUUGCUGAUCUUGCUAUUAGCUGUCCUAUAGCGUAUGUGAGACCAGACGUCACCCCAUCAGAUAGAGGAGACAUUAUUCUUGAAGGAAGUAGGCAUCCUUGUGUUGAAGCUCAAGAUGGUGUGAAUUUUAUACCUAAUGACUGUACUCUCGUGCGUGGGAAGAGCUGGUUUCAGAUCAUCACAGGUCCAAACAUGGGUGGUAAAUCAACAUUUAUUCGACAGGUUGGGGUGAUUGCCUUGAUGGCUCAAGUUGGAUGUUUUGUUCCAUGUGAUAAGGCUUGUAUUAGUGUACGAGAUUGCAUUUUCACACGAGUUGGGGCUGGUGAUUGCCAACUACGUGGUGUUUCCACUUUCAUGCAAGAAAUGCUUGAAACUGCUUCUAUUUUGAAUGGUGCCUCAGAGAAAUCACUGAUAAUUAUUGAUGAGUUGGGCCGAGGAACAUCAACUUAUGAUGGAUUUGGUUUGGCUUGGGCUAUUUGUGAACAUCUUGUGGAGGUUACUCGUGCUCCAACUUUAUUUGCUACUCACUUUCAUGAAUUGACUGCUUUAGCACAUGGAGAUACCCUUGGCGUGGCAAAUUAUCAUGUUGCUGCACAUAUAGAUCCAUCAAGUCAUAAUUUGACCAUGCUUUAUAAGGUUGAGCCUGGUGCUUGUGAUCAAAGUUUCGGCAUCCAUGUUGCAGAGUUUGCAAACUUUCCUGAGAGUGUUGUUGCCCUUGCUCGAAAUAAAGCUGCAGAGUUGGAAGAUUUUUCAUGUACCACAACAGAUGAGAUUGGAUCGAAACGGAGACGGACAUGUAGUCCUGAGGAAAUGGAAAAAGGCGCAGCUCGAGCUCAUCGAUUCUUGCAAGAUUUCACUGCAUUGCCUUUAGAUCAGCUUGACGAGAAGCAGGUUCGGCAAUGUGUGAGCAAGCUGACCUCUGACCUGGAGAAAGAUGCAGCUGAGUUUCCAUGGCUACAACAGUUCUUCUGACUCCUUUUGAGGAUAAAUUCAAUGGAUUUUACAAGAGCUCUGGUAGUUUUGUCUCCAUUGUUACUUAUUACUCUGUGUAAAGGUUUUUGAAAACAUCCUUUUGAGUGAAUGUUUUAUAGAUGUAAUUGUCCCUGAAGUGGCUUUUUUCUCUUUUUGUUUAAUUUUUUGCAGGGCAUAAUCUAUUUAUUAUUCUAAUGCUCAAUGAAUUUUGUUGA